Messenger RNA from Penaeus indicus, 761 nucleotides. Its product is annotated as histidine-rich glycoprotein-like. Lineage: Eukaryota; Metazoa; Arthropoda; Malacostraca; Decapoda; Penaeidae. The record is from RefSeq and is a predicted model, not a curated record. The transcript has a single exon. The annotation marks the transcript as partial.
GUCAGCCACACCAAAUCCACUGGAGCACCACACCUAGAACGCACACAUCACAAUCGCCAUACCCUAACCUGACGCACACCAAAUGCCACCACACAACAAUCCAGCAUCACACCAUCGUCCCACAUCACUUUCACCACACCGCCGUCACCUCACAACAAUCACUACAUCAUCACAUCACACCAUCCACACAUCAGCGUCACUCACCAUCAGUACCUCACCAUCACAACACACCAUCACCUCAACAUCAGUACAAUUCACCAUCACAACACUACAUCACCCCAUCAUCAUUACCACAUCAUAACCUACACCAUCACAGCACCAUCAUCACCACACCAGCGUCACCUCAGCAUCCUAACUGCUCACCAUCACAACACCAUCACGACACCACCAUCACCCCACCAUCCAUUACUUCCCCAUCACAACCCCAUCACCAACACCACGCAUCACCACAACCAGCUUACUUCACCAUCACAACCCCUCACCACACCACCAUCACCCCACCAUCAUUACUUCACCAUCACAACACCAUCACGACACCACCAUCACCCCACCAUCAUUACUUCACCAUCACAACACCAUCACAACACCACCAUCACCCCACCAUCAUUACUUCACACCAUCAACAACACCAUCCACAACACACAUCCCACCACCAUAAUUACUUUCACCAUCACAACACCAUCACCACCGCGUCAAAACACCACCAACACCCCCACACAUCCCCUUCAUCAGCUCUCUUCUCGCCGAAUUCCAUUUCCUAA